Molecule: messenger RNA, 2443 nt
Organism: Musca domestica (house fly)
Lineage: Eukaryota; Metazoa; Arthropoda; Insecta; Diptera; Muscidae
Product: heat shock protein 70-like
Exons: 1
Coding region: 394-2301 (635 amino acids)
Biological process (GO): cellular response to unfolded protein; protein refolding
Cellular component (GO): cytoplasm
Molecular function (GO): misfolded protein binding; ATP binding; ATP-dependent protein folding chaperone
Source: RefSeq, a predicted model, not a curated record
CACGAAGAGAAAAAAGAGAUAAUUCCAGAGAAAAUUAAAAUUCUAUUUUUCUUUAUAUUUUACGGUUCUAUUUAAUUGUUUUUAAACACGAAUGUUUCUCAAAAUAAUUUAUAAAGCAAAUAGAUAAAAAAUAUUUGUAUAAAUAAUGAUUUAACACUGUUUUGUUCUUGAUUUAAAUAAGCAAAGAGAAAUUUGACUGAAAAGAGAUAUUUCGUCUUGAGCACCGCUGCCGGUAACAAGAAGUAAAUUAUUCAACGUUAAAUUUGAAAAAUCAAAGUGAAGAAAAAGUAAACGUUAAAAAAAGUCGUGAAAGAUAUUUUAAAAAGUCAAUUGAAAGAUUUUCCGAAAUCUAUACUAACUUCGUGAAAGACAGCAAACAGAAAGAAAAACACAAUGGUAGCUAUUGGUAUUGAUUUGGGCACAACCUACUCCUGCGUUGGUGUCUUCCAACAUGGCAAAGUGGAAAUCAUUGCCAACGACCAGGGCAAUCGCACAACACCCAGUUAUGUUGCCUUCACCGACACCGAACGGCUAAUCGGUGAUGCGGCCAAGAACCAGGUUGCCAUGAAUCCCAAGAACACAGUCUUCGAUGCCAAACGUUUGAUUGGUCGCAAAUAUGAUGACCCGAAAAUUAUGGAGGAUAUCAAACACUGGCCCUUCAAAGUGGUCAGUGACAGUGGCAAACCCAAGAUCUGUGUGGAAUUCAAAGGUGAACAGAAACGUUUUGCUCCCGAAGAGAUCAGCUCCAUGGUGCUGACAAAGAUGAAGGAAACAGCCGAAGCGUAUUUGGGUAAAUCAGUCAACGAUGCAGUGAUCACAGUGCCAGCCUACUUCAAUGAUUCGCAGCGUCAGGCAACCAAGGAUGCUGGUCGCAUUGCCGGUCUGAAUGUUUUGCGGAUAAUCAAUGAACCCACAGCAGCCGCCUUGGCGUAUGGCCUCGACAAGAACCUGAAAGGAGAACGCAAUGUAUUGAUCUUCGAUUUGGGUGGUGGCACUUUUGAUGUUUCCAUUCUGACCAUUGACGAGGGUUCACUUUUCGAAGUACGUUCGACGGCAGGAGAUACGCACUUGGGUGGUGAAGACUUCGACAAUCGUCUGGUUAAUCAUUUAGCCGAUGAAUUCAAGAGGAAAUACAAGAAGGAUCUGCGUUCUAAUCCUCGGGCUUUGCGUCGCCUGAGAACAGCCGCUGAGAGGGCUAAACGUACAUUGUCCUCGAGCACUGAGGCCACCAUCGAAAUUGAUGCCUUGUUUGAGGGCAUUGAUUUCUAUACGAAAGUAAGUCGUGCCCGAUUUGAGGAAUUGUGUGCCGAUCUCUUCCGCCAGACAUUGCAACCCGUGGAGAAAGCUCUCAACGAUGCUAAAAUGGACAAGAACGAUAUCCAUGAUAUAGUCUUGGUGGGUGGUUCAACUCGCAUUCCCAAGGUUCAAAAUUUGCUGCAACAGUUCUUCUGUGGCAAGAGUUUGAAUUUGUCCAUUAAUCCCGAUGAAGCUGUGGCCUAUGGUGCAGCAAUUCAAGCGGCAAUCCUCAGUGGAGAUAAGAGUAGUGAAAUCCAAGAUGUUUUACUGGUUGAUGUGGCACCUCUAUCGCUGGGUAUUGAAACUGCUGGUGGUGUAAUGGCCAAGAUCAUCGAGCGCAACACACGCAUUCCUUGCAAACAGACUCAAACAUUCUCCACCUACUCCGAUAAUCAGACAGGCGUCACCAUCCAGGUGUUCGAGGGUGAACGUGUAAUGACCAAGGAUAACAACCGGCUGGGCACCUUUGACCUGUCCGGCAUUCCUCCAGCUCCAAGAGGUGUGCCCCAGAUUGAAGUGACAUUCGAUUUGGAUGCUAACGGCAUUCUAAAUGUGUCCGCCAAGGAAAUGAGUUCAGGCAAUGCCAAGAAUAUCACCAUCAAAAAUGACAAAGGACGUCUAUCGCAGGCGGAAAUCGACAGAAUGGUUAAUGAGGCCGAGAAGUAUGCCGCUGAAGAUGAAAAGCAACGCAACAAAAUUGCUGCCCGUAACAAUCUGGAAAGUUAUGUGUUUGGUGUGAAACAGGCACUGGAUCAGGCCGGCAGUGACAAGGUGUCGGAGCAAGAAAAGAGUGAAGCAUUGAGAGCCUGCGAAGAUACCAUUAAAUGGCUGGAUGCCAACACCUUGGCUGAGAAAGAGGAAUACGACGACAAAAUGAAGGAUCUGACAAAGAUCUGCACUCCCAUCAUGACUAAACUGCAUGGAGCCGGGCCAUCGUGUGGACAACAGGCUGGAGGUUUUGGUGGCCAAGGCAGAAGUGGUCCCACCGUUGAGGAGGUGGACUAAAAAAUUCAAAAUAUGAUUAAAUCUUAAUGACUGAAUAUUCAAUAAUUAGAUAAACAAAUUCACAAAAACAUUGCCAAAACGUUACUCAUUGCCAUUUUAGAUUUUAAGUAGAUUAUUCUAUGUUAAGUUAAUUUAAGUAGAA